AUGAAUAUGACCCCCGAAGAGAUGGCGGCAAAGGCGGGCGAUUCUAGGUCCGGAGUCGCGAUUGGAGUGUCAGUCUCGUUGAUGGCUCUGUCAGUCCUCAUGGUCGGGCUACGGCUCUGGUGUCGGCGGCAGAGGCAGAUGCUGGCGCUUGACGAUGUGACUGCAGUGGUGGCUCUGGCUUGCGUUUUAGGCUGUGGGUCAUCAAUCGUCGCCAUGACACAUUAUGGACUGGGCCGACAUGUCUAUACAUUAUCCCCUCAACAGGUAUCCCUUUACCUCCGAUGCUUCUGGAUAUCGAUCUUGUUCUAUACCUACGCGCUCUUCGCCAUCAAGUUGACGUUUCUAAUCCACUAUUACCGAAUCAUGUCUGUCUCUAACAUGAGAUGGCUAUACUUGGGCGCACUCGGUUUCAUCAUCCUCUGGGGAACCUACCAAUGCAUUGGAGUGUUUUUCUUUUGCACCCCAAUUCAAUCUUUUUGGGAUUCAGGUGUCAAGGGACGCUGCAUGCUUUCCCAACCUACUAUGUGGCUCAUCAGUGGUAUCGUGCACAUCGUCACUGACUUCGCAAUCAUCGUCAUGCCUCUACCCAUUGUGUGGAAGCUUCAGCUUCCACGAUCCCAGAAGUUAUAUCUCACUGGUAUUUUCGGCCUAGGAACACUUACUCUCGCGAUCGCUAUUCUCCGCGUGCAGUGGCUUGACCCCGUUACAGACAUGACAUGGUGGAACGUCACAGCAGCUUCAUGGUCCAUGGCAGAGAUCGUGUCUGGAAUAACUUGUGCUUGCCUUCCGACUUUCAAGCCCUUGCUGGUUGGUAUCAAGAAUUGGCUCUCUCGAUCAGAUGAUGGAGACAGCACCAUUUGUCUCCAGGAUCAAGGAAGCGACGGGCUCACUGGUUCAACCUUGGCUGCAUUUGAGGGUCAUGGAGGUGUCGGUACUGGACCGAAAAUACCCACCAGUAUCUCAAUGUAUGGAACCCAGACGAGCAUAUCGGCAUACCAGGGCGGAAACAAAUCGAAGAAGAAACCAACACAGAUGGUAUAG
Fusarium tjaetaba is the source of this 1041-nucleotide messenger RNA. RefSeq lists its product as uncharacterized. The record is from RefSeq and is a predicted model, not a curated record. The transcript is spliced from 5 exons. Lineage: Eukaryota; Fungi; Ascomycota; Sordariomycetes; Hypocreales; Nectriaceae. The coding region runs from base 1 to 1041 and encodes 346 amino acids.